UUGUUCAGUCAGUCAGUUGGUCUGUCAAUGUGGAGUUAAGAUGUUUGUUUUGUUUCGUGAAUAUAUUCCCGAAACAAUUAAAAAGUUCUGAAUAAAUAUUGCACAUUAAAGAACAAGGACCGUGUAAGUUUGAUGUAAAAACCAUUUAAAGUGUUCUUACAUUAUAAUCGGAUGUGAUAAACGUGGCCCAAUUUCAUUUUUUGAAAGAAAGUUUUACAUUUUAUAAAUGAAAAUGUGGUUUCUUAGAACAAAUGUUGUGUUAAGUGUUCUAGUAUAUGUGAACGGUGAUUUUAGCGAGUUAGAUAAUACAAUAACUAGUGUGCAUUCUCUGGAGUUGACGCAGUCUUUGAAUUUGGCUCGUCAGGAGUUGAUCCAGGAUGCGUGUGCGCGUUUUCCACCAAAGUUAAGCUUAGACGAGCUUCCACCAAGUAGUAUGGAACACAUUUUAAUUGAUGACACCCACAAGUUGCUGUAUUGUUACGUGCCAAAGGUGGCAUGCACAAACUGGAAGAGAGUCCUAAUGGUUUUAGGGGGUAAAUGGAAUGAUACUGAUAUCUUAUCCAUCCCGCCCAGUCUCCCCCAUACCCAGGGGAUGUUCAAGAACCUGAGCAUGGUUCCCCCAGCGGAACGGGAUUCAAUGCUGGAGAAUUAUCAUAAGAUGAUCAUAGUAAGGAAUCCAUUUGAAAGAUUGCUCUCUGCUUAUCGGAAUAAGCUAGAAGGCGAAACCCUGACUGCUAAAUAUUUUCAGGAGCGCGUUGGCCGUCGUAUAAUCAAGGCAUACCGCGAGAAUCCCUCAAACGAGUCCCUAGAAUUAGGCAAUGAUGUGACGUUCAAGGAGUUUGCUCUGUUCCUCACCAGUAAGCUGGAAGAGUUGGCCGAUGUCGCGAAUAAUGAGCAUUGGCAGCCAAUCACAGAUCUGUGCCAUCCGUGCCUCAUAAAGUACACUUUAGUUGGUAAGUACGAAACGCUGACAGACGACACACUACUCGCACUACACACAAUAAACGCAACCCACGUGAAAUUCCCGGACAUGUACCAUACGUCCGGGACUUCGGACAAGCUAUACGAUUAUUUCUCCCAGCUCGACCUGCCCCUCAUCAGGAAGCUGUACAAACUAUAUCUUCAUGACUACAGGAUAUUUAACUACGAUCUGGAUAACAUUGUUGGGUUUGAUUUAGGCUAGUAUUUUUUUUAAUAUUGAAUUUUCAAGCAAAAGCAGUCUCAUACCGAUGGGUUUGUGUCCGGGCAAAAACGUUAACCCGUGUGCAAACCCAGUUGACAAUAACUAUUGUUCUAUAGUUCAACACACGACUAUGUAGUUGACAAUAUAAUUGAUACGACCAUCUAUUUGUAUUGCGGUCAAAUAAAUAUAUAUAUAUAUAACAUUAACAUAUUCUUCAAAAUCUUAAAAAAAUUUUAUUCUUCAAAAUUGUUUAUAUAUAUAUAUAUAUAUAUAUAUAUAUAUAUAUAUAUAUAUAUAUAUAUAUAUAUAAACAAUUCAUGGUAUUUAGGGGUACAUUAAUAAUAUUUUAUUUUUUGACUAAGAUUUUGAAGAAUAUGUUCACAUAGAAUUAAGAACUUAUGGCCUUAAACAUAGGACAUUUUGUUGACGCUAUGUCUAAAUGUUAAUGUAUAACUUAAUCUUCCUCAGCAAUCGCACUAUAACGAAAAGCGUACAAAAAUCAAUCUUAUUACUUGUUGAGUUUAACAGCAAACACAACACAUCAAUAGAGAUAUAGAGGUUCAUGCAGGGUAACUCGAUGUGCUGUUGACUGUACCUAUACGUUAUAUUAGUCCUUUGUGCGUUGAAUGUAUAGGUAUUUUUUUUGUUGGUUUAUUUAUAACCAAAUUACACCUAAGAUUACUGUAGCUCUUCGUUAUUUCUUGUUUAUUUUCAAUUUUGCAGAUAUUCGACUUACAUUGUAGACUUAUCUGUUUAUGAGAUAAAAUUGAAUAGGUAUUUAUUACCUACUAAUAAAACUCAGAUGACAAGGUCAGAGAAUUGUAAAAAAUGUGUAUAAUCCCGAUUAUAUAUAUAUAUAUAUAUAUGUGACUGUAAUAUUGCACUUGGAUUAUUUACGAAGAUUUCAAGUCAGUUGGAAAGUCCAUUUAAAGAAUAUAUAAAAAAUAUUACUUAAGUAGUAUCUCUAUAGUUUUUUUGCGAACAUAUUACCUUCACUUCUAUGUGUGAAUAUGGAGCGUUUGGACGAGUCUAAAAUGUGUGAUUUUUGUUCAUUAUCUUUGAAAGUAUUGUCGUUAUUAUAUAUAUUAUUAUUAUAUUAUUAUUAUUAUAUUAUCGCACUAUGUUUUUCAUUGGAAAAACCAGUAUUAAGGUCAAAUAGACAUCAAAAUAAAAAAUUGUUUUGUACCAACUAUAGUAUAUUCUUUGUGAAAAACAUCGCAUUUAAAAACUUUACAUACAAUGUAAAUUAAUGCAAAAUUUUUAGUCAUGAGACUAAAUGACGUCUAAAACUUAGAAAUCUAAAGGUAUUCUGUAUAGCGUUUCUUAUUAACGUGUAGCCUAGAUCGUAAAACUAAUUGUCUAGCAUUAUGUUGGAUAACAGUACAAUGGAAUAUUGUUAUAGCUAUAGCGGUCUCAAGAUCGUCCGAUAAAUAAUUACAUGUCAUUAACUGGAAUCUAAUGAUUCCACCAGCCUUGCUGGCGAGAUGAUACGAUAGGUCGUUCGUAAUACAGUCAUUUAAUAUCAUUUUAGAGCGUUUUCGACCGUAGUUUUUCUUCUCCACUUUGUCAGCCUGCAGUCAGUUAGACCAUUACCAAUUUAUAGUUAGUUUUCGUAAUUCGCAAUUUUCUUUCAGGCAAUAAAGGUUUCCUUUAUUAGGAAUAAGGAUUAAUGUAUAGUAAUACAAAUAAUAAUAAUUUUAUUUCAUCUUGUAUGAUUUCAGAAUCUCAGUUAAUUUUUUAAUAAUAAUAGCGUUAGUUUAUUUUUUAAUAAUAAUAGCGUUAAUUAAUAAAUAUGUAUGUACUGUCGGCAUCAAUUGUAUAUCAAAUGAUCGUCUAGAGUACCUAGUCAAAUGAUCUGAAAAAUAUAAAUAAGCAAUUUGAUAUAGCAACCAAUACGAGCAAGCUAAAAUAAUAUUUAUUGACAUAAAUUUUUAACUCGACUUAAAUAUAAUACAAUAUGUUGAUUAUAAGAUGUUCUGACCACCUUGUGUGCCGACAAGAAUAAUAUAAUGCUAUUGCUGCGUACCAAAUUUUAGUUUUUCAGAUAAUUUUGACUGUUCUACGAGUAGGCGCUUAUCAUUUUGACGCUGACUGUACUGUAUUAACGAUUUUUUUAAUAUGCGAGCAAAUUCCAGUCUAAUAUUUAUAUCCAAAACAUGAUCGAUGCCCAAUUUUCAUGGACGAAACUUUUGUUUAUAAAUUGAUUGACGAUAAAAAAUGUAACAAACAUUAAUUAUUGAUAACAGAACAUAAUAAGCGUGCGACUACAGAGUUAAAAUAAAUCGAUAGUAUAUGUAAUGUGAUAAUGGUACGAGUAUAUUGAAUGUAGUAUGGUAUGUGCAAUAUUGAAUGCAUCAUAGAGACCUUUGACAAAAAAUACAAACGAUUUCUUCGAAACUUCCACUGAGAAACUUUUUUGAUGACCUGUGGCGUGACAGGUCAUGUUCGAGGUUGGAUUCCCAGUGCGGGCAAAUAUUAUUGUUUAUUUUUAAGAUAAGUACAUAUAGGCUAAAGGGUUAGUCGUUUUGAUGGGCUAUUUUGUCUAUCGGACAAGUUUAGUCUCGCCCUUGUAUUGUUAGAAUGAAUAUUUACUAUUUUAUAUAUUUGUAUAGGUAAGUACUAUACAUAUAUUUGUAUAUUUCAUAUUCGAAACCAGCGUAGGUACAUAUAUUUUAUUAAUUUACUUAUUAAUGAAGGAAACGUGCAAUUUCCAAAUAUUUUUUUUUACUUUGAAUUUUGUAAUUUAAGCUAUGUGGUGCUAAAGUGUAGAAUUACAAUAAGUAGUACUUACGUGUUAUAUUUGUAAUAGAAAUAUUGUUCCUACAAGUACAUAUUUCCUAGACGCUUUUUGUUAAAAAUAAAUGAAAAGUUUCUGGCGAAUAUAUCAUUUAGUUGGUAUUUUUGAUUGAUAACACAGUUAACUUUAUUUAUGUGAACAUUUAUAAUAAAAUAAAACAAGGCAUUGUAUAAGUUUUAAAUAAAUAAAAUAUUCUUUGAUGACAAUUAAUUUAUUAUAACUUAAAUUGUUAUUAUUAUUAUUUUAAUGUAUACAAUAAAUUACAAAGACACUAGUAAUACUGACGCUACGAAAAUAUGAUUUGUCUUAUGUCCCUGUGGAAUUGAGGCGUGAUGAACGGUCUUGGUACUUUCAUUGACACAUCGCAGUAAACUUCUAUGUUUGAGUCGCAGAGUCUUACUUUUUCUAGCUUCAAACUCGACCUUUGACGGAGAUACUCUUGCAACUCUGGGUCUGUCUGUUGAAUCUGGGCUAGAGAUUGGUAAUCAAAGGGCGCUGCAAUUUUUGAAAUUUCUUAGAUUCGAGGAAGACUAUCGGCUCGUACAUUAACCUAAAAGAUUUCCACAAUGACCGGUCCUUUUAGCAGCAAUUUUAAAUAUAUUGUUAUUAAUUGAUUUUAUGUCCGUAUUGUUUGUUCGAAAUAUUGUUACUUGCGGGAUGCUCAUACUAACUGAAU
Plodia interpunctella (Indianmeal moth) is the source of this 4656-nucleotide messenger RNA. RefSeq lists its product as uncharacterized. Bases 227 to 1183 code for a protein of 318 amino acids. Gene Ontology annotation, biological process: carbohydrate biosynthetic process. The transcript has 4 exons. The record is from RefSeq and is a predicted model, not a curated record. Gene Ontology annotation, molecular function: sulfotransferase activity. Gene Ontology annotation, cellular component: membrane. NCBI's taxonomy places the organism in Eukaryota, Metazoa, Arthropoda, Insecta, Lepidoptera, Pyralidae.